Messenger RNA from Brachypodium distachyon (stiff brome), 1250 nucleotides. RefSeq names its product ribosome-binding factor PSRP1, chloroplastic. The record is from RefSeq and is a predicted model, not a curated record. Gene Ontology annotation, molecular function: ribosomal small subunit binding. The transcript is spliced from 4 exons. Gene Ontology annotation, cellular component: cytosolic small ribosomal subunit. Lineage: Eukaryota; Viridiplantae; Streptophyta; Magnoliopsida; Poales; Poaceae. Bases 151 to 1023 code for a protein of 290 amino acids. Gene Ontology annotation, biological process: primary metabolic process; negative regulation of translational elongation.
ACCAUUGCUCGCUGCACUACACUACAUACUUCCCUUUGUUCUCUCUUCAUACUGCAAGGAACCAAACAUUCAAGGAAUCCGUCCAAUCCAAUCCAAAUCCAUCUUUGUAGCUGCGACGAGUUUCUCUUUGUGCAGACAGAUCCGUCCAUCAUGGCGGCGACGGCAGCAGCCACGGCCUGGCCCUCCACCUCCUUCACCCACCAUGCCGCUCCCUGCAGCCCAACCUGCUGCGCGCUCCGCUCGGGCUUCCUCGGCCGCGCCCUCACCGCCACCUCCCUCCGCCGCCGCCCCGCCGCCUCCGUCUCCGUCUCCGUCCAGGCCGCCUGGGACGGGCCCCUCUCCUCCGCGCGCCUCAUCAUGCAAGGCCGCAACGUCAAGCUGACGGAGAAGCUCAAGGAGCACAUCGAGGAGAAGGUGGGGCGGGCGGUGUCGAACCACAGCCACCUGGUCCGGGAGGUGGACGUGCGCCUGUCGGCCCGCGGCGGGGAGCUGGGCAAGGGGCCCAAGGCGUCCCGCUGCGAGAUCACGCUCUUCACCAAGCGCCACGGCGUCGUCAGGGCGGAGGAGGAGGAGGAGUCCAGCUACGCCAGCAUCGACGUCGCCGCCGCCGUCGUCAAGCGCAAGCUCAGGAAGAUCAAGGAGAAGGAGACGGAUGUCAGGCACCUCAAGGGCUCCAAGGAGUGGCAAACCGCUGCGGCUGCCGCCUUCUCUGAAUCUGAUGUUGACGAAGAGGAGGAUGAAGAUGAGCUUGUUGAGGUCAUCGGCGCCGAGGACGAAGAGACCGUCCUCACCAAGGUGGUGCGCACCAAGGUGUUCGAGAUGGCGCCGCUGACGGUGGACGAGGCGCUGGAGCAGCUGGAGAACGUGGAUCACGACUUCUACGCCUUCAGGAACGAGCAGACCGGUGAGGUGAACAUCCUGUACAAGAGGAAAGAAGGAGGCUUCGGGCUCAUCAUCCCCAAGCAAGACGGCCAUGUCGACAAGGAGACCAUCGUUGACCAGGAGCACUCCUUGGCCGGCUAAUAAAAAUAACAUCUUUCAACGUACAAAGGAAAGACACUUGCACUAGCAGUAGCUGUUGAUCCGGAAAAAAUUUUCAUGAUAUCUGUCUGUUCAGUGUCUACUACCGUUGAUGUUGAUUUCGUCAGACAAAAACAUGCCCCAAAAAGAGUCAGGGGAAUUAACCUUGCAAAUUACUAAACACAUUUUAUUAUCAUGGCCCCCGAUUUGUGUACAACAACUUAACUUAA